GUAGACUCACACCACCCACUAAUACCCUCUAUCAGGAACGUAAACGGCUGCGCGCUUUUACAGGCGACUCUCCGGGACGAAUAACCUGAAUCAUCUAACCUAACCGCCACCAUGGACGACGACCUGCUCCCCCCAGAAGACAAUGGCGACCUCCAAAUCGCCUUCAUCGAAGCCAGCAACGAACGCGCCCACUUCGUCAUCAAAAACUCCAACCUCGAGACCGCAAACUCGCUCCGCCGCACCAUGCUCGCCGAGAUCCCCACGCUCGCCAUCGACGUCGUCGAAGUCCUAGACAACACCUCCGUGCUCGCCGACGAAUUCAUAUGCCACCGCCUGGGUCUCAUCCCGCUCUCGGCGAAGGGAAUCGACGAGUUGCUCUAUUCGCGGGAUUGCGAGUGUGACGGGUACUGCGAGCUGUGCUCGGUGGUGUUGACGCUGCAGGCCAAAUGCGAGUCGAGCGACGUGAUGAAGGUGUAUGCGAGGGAUCUGGUCAUUACGUCGAGUAGAGGGAAUCAGCAGCUGGGGAAUCCCGUUUUGACGGACCCGGACAGACUCGGGAGCUGUAUAGUGAAGCUGAGGAGGGGCCAGGCGAUACAUAUGCGGUGUAUUGCUAAGAAGGGCAUCGCGAAGGAGCAUGCCAAAUGGGCGCCUACUGCCGCGGUGGGAUUUGAAUACGAUCCGGGGAACAGACUACGGCAUCUGGACUACUGGUACGAGGAGGAUCCGAAGAAGGAAUGGCCCGUCAACGAGCAGCAUCUCAACAUGGAUGGUGUCCCACCCCAAGAAGGGGAGCCCUUUGACUACGACGCCGUUCCCACCCGCUUCUUCUUCGACGUCGAGACGGUCGGUGGCAUGCCGCCCGACGAGAUUGUGACCAAGGGUAUCUCGACGCUACAGGAGAAGUUGGCAGCUGUUAUACAAGAGCUCAAGGGUGGCGAUGCCGGCGACAAUCUCGAUUUUGGAGGUGCGCAGAGCCCGACGAUGAACGGGAUGGGCUACGGAGGCCAGGAUGCUGGCUAUACGACUCCCUAUGGUGGGGGAGGCCCAAGUGCCACGGCGUAUGGUGGUGCCACUUCAGCAUACGGCGGUAAUCCUUGGUAGAUGUCAGUUCUAGUGUUUACAUGACACGUGACACAUGCCCUGUACAAAUCACGCUUCGAGGUGCAUGAUUGUGUCUAUGGGCUUCUGUCAGGCUGUAGGAUCAGGAUCAGAGUCUUUAUAACUAUAUAAGCAUUGGGUGGAGUUUCGGAUGGGCAAGGAGUAUCAAGAUAUUCAAAAAGGCCGUUUCAGCUUGAUUUCCUUGUAUAGAGAGAGAUAUGGCGAUUUCAUAAGAUGCAUCUUGCCUUAACGUAACUGAAGUAUCUCCCAUCACGAACUUGCAGGUUUGAUGAUAAGGGGUGGCUGAGAACCAUCUACUGCCUCGAUGCAGCGCUCUCCAUUCAGACAGCCUUGG
This is a messenger RNA of Westerdykella ornata, 1453 nucleotides long. RefSeq names its product insert subdomain of RNA polymerase alpha subunit. Gene Ontology annotation, biological process: DNA-templated transcription. Gene Ontology annotation, cellular component: RNA polymerase II, core complex. The coding region runs from base 112 to 1101 and encodes 329 amino acids. Gene Ontology annotation, molecular function: DNA-directed RNA polymerase activity; protein dimerization activity. Lineage: Eukaryota; Fungi; Ascomycota; Dothideomycetes; Pleosporales; Sporormiaceae. The record is from RefSeq and is a predicted model, not a curated record. The transcript has 3 exons.